UCUCUCAACACUGAGUUAAUUUCUUCUUUUUUAAACAAAAUUUUUGAAGAAUCAGAGCUUCGUUUUCCUGUUUGAUUUUUAGCUUUUUUGCUUUGGCUGGGGCCCGGAGUCUGCCAUAGCCAGCAAAACCCAACAGGGAGGCACUGCUUAUUAUUAAAUCUUAACCAAGCAGCAAACACCCAUUACUCUCUACUCGUCAAUUUCCCCUCCCCCCCAUUCCGCCCUUUUCGCCAUCCCUGAUAUUUUUCCUUGUUACUCUAAAGCUUCUGUUCUUUACUUUUUCUUCUUCUUGUUCUCUCAUGGCGGAUGUUUUAGACGAUGGGGAGUUUUGGCUUCCCCCUGAGUUUUUAACCGACGAUGACUUGUUCUUGGACAACAGUAAAGCUAAGAACAAUCACAAGAAUCCCAAGGAUGGGUUUGGAUUAGAGCUUGACGGUUCCAAGUCUUUGUUCCCGUACGAGUUUCGUCACGGGUUUGGGUCUUUUGGGUUCUCUUCGGAUCUGAGUUCCCCGAUUGAGUCCGUCGUGGGUUCUACCGAAACAGAGAGUGACGAAGAAGAUUACCUCGCAGGGUUAACUCGCCAAAUGGCUCACUCCACUCUCGAAGACGGUUUUCGCCGAAACGACCGCGUGUUUGGCUCUGAAAACUCCAAGGGUUGGAUCUUGUCCCGUUCGCCGCAGUCGACGCUCUGUGCGGUAGGGAGCGGUUGCGGUUGCAAGCAAGGGUCCAGCCGUGGAAGCCCGAACUCUCAAUCUCGAGUUUCGUCGCCUCCGGGAACAUGGGAUCUGCUGUAUGCGGCUGCAGGGGAAGUAGCAAGGAUGCGAAUGAAUGAAGAAUCAUAUGGUGGAUUCAACAACAGAAGUCUAUUGGGUCCACCAGCCAGGAAACCUUCUCCAAACCUCGAUGUUCCAGGCUAUUACCCUCCUCACCAGUCACUUUCUCACCAGAAGUUGCAGGCCACUCAAUUUCAGCAACUGAAGCAACAGCAGCUAAUGAAACAACAGAACGCUUCGGUUUGGGGAGGACAGAAGCAGCAGCAUCAGCACCACCACCAUGUGGUCCAAAACAGAGGGAGGAAUGGUAAUAGUAAUAGGCCCUUGGGUUUGUCCCCAUCUGCCUGGCCCCCUCUGCAGCAGCAGCAGCAACCCCAGACGCAAAACGGGUCGGGUAUGAGGGCUGUUUUCUUGGGUAACCCAACUGCCAAAAGGGAAUGUGCUGGAACUGGCGUUUUCUUGCCUCGCCGUAUAGGCACCCCUGCUGAAACCUGCAAGAAGCCAGCAUGCUCUACUGUGUUGCUUCCAGCUAGAGUGGUUCAAGCCUUGAACUUGAAUCUCGAUGAGAUUGGUGCUCAACCCCAGCUUCAUCCUCGGUUCAACGCAAGUUUCACUGCUGAUAGUGACGCUGCUUUGAGGCUUCGAAGUGGUGGGAAUGUCUUUUCAAAUCAAAAGCAACGCAGUUUCAGGCCACAGCAAGGGAUGAGCCAAGAAGUCCGGUUACCGCAGGAGUGGACAUAUUGACUCAGCUUUGCUUCUGCUGGUCAACUAAUUCUGCUGGUUCUUUUUUUCUUUUUUUUUGGCAUUUUUGUUUAGGAAAUGGGAAGGAUUUUAACGUUAGAAGAAAGGAAGAGAAAUGGAAAUUAUUAGUUUGCUAUAGGGAAAUAGUAGGAGUAUAGAGGUAUAGGAUUAAGAAAGAAAAUUUGGUUGUCAUGAAGAUGAAAAAUGAAAUGGUUUUUUGGGUUAGGCUUAGGUGAAAAUAAAGCAUAUGCCUAGUUUCAGGAAAAAAAGUAAUGGUGCAGUACAGCAGCAGCAAGCAGCUUUUGUUCAUUCAGUUGGGCUGGGGAAAACAGGAAAAGUUUGGGGAACCAAUAUACAAAUGGGUUACUCUUUUUGUAAUCUGGGUUUCAGUCAAUAAGUCUUAAUUUUGUUGAAAUUGAAAUGUUAAUGAAAGGAAUGGGGCAUAAUAUCCCCCUCCGGGGUAGCUCCCCAUCUUUUGCAGAA
This is a messenger RNA of Theobroma cacao (cacao), 1997 nucleotides long. RefSeq names its product TIP41-like protein. NCBI's taxonomy places the organism in Eukaryota, Viridiplantae, Streptophyta, Magnoliopsida, Malvales, Malvaceae. The record is from RefSeq and is a predicted model, not a curated record.